GAGAGAGAGUCGCCAUGUUUCUCCUCAUCAUUCCUGACACACACCACACAGUCAGUAACGGCGGGCACCUUCAUCAUCCUCCUCCUCGUCAUCUUCACCCCAUCAUCAUCAUCAUCAUCUGACGGACUUCAUCCCGCGGGCAGGACUUACUUUUCGAGGAAAUAUUGAUGGGAAUAAGACUAUGGAAAACUAAUCUGUGCCAUUGGGGAACUUCGCUAAACUCACUUUUUGCGGACGUAAACAUAUUUUAUUAAUCUUUUCCACGCACGUAAUUCCUAAAUAUCACAUUUGGGGGCGUGUCAUGUUAUUCCUGUUUGUUUUGAGGAAAAUUCUCUUUGAGGUCGAGCUAAAAUCUGUUAGCUUGCUAGCCAAACGUCUUUAUUAGCCGGAUCAUUAGCAUCAGUUAUUUUAACCCGUUAAAGUUGAACAAACUGGAGAUGUUUUACAGUCUCAUCUCAUGGUUUGACACUAAUACUUGUUGAUAUUACUACACGAUUCUUUGUGUUUAUGUGAGAGAAAACCAGUUAAGAUGCAUUGUGUCGCGGGAAUGUUGUUAGCUCGUUAGCUUGAGUAAAGUUAGCUAACAGGAAAGGCACUUAAAUAUAUGUAAUUAAUAUUUAUAAAACGCAAGAGACAAAUUGCAGUUUUACAUAAACGUGGAUAGUCUUUUUGGAUAAAUGUCUUGAGUAGUUAUUUUUUUCUCUCUUAUUUGGAGGUUUGUUGAUCUUCAACUGAGUGCGUUAAAAGAUGUAACGUUAGAGGAAAGUUUUAUUUGGUAUGAAAUUAAAAUUAUUUUUGAGUUUACUGCAGUUUUGUGACUGCAUUUUACUGUGAUAAUGGGUGGAUUAUAUUUAUAGCCAUUUACAGAUCCCCUCCAAAGAGUGUUCGUGUAUUUGCAUUGAUUUUAAUAACAUUACACUGCGUUUUUUGGACUGACAUUCGUUUUGCACCAUGUCUGGAGAAGUGCGUUUGAAAAAGCUGGAAAAACUGAUUCUGGAUGGUCCUGUCCAGUCCAAUGGACAGUGUUUUAGUGUGGAAACUCUUCUGGAUGUUCUCAUCAGCCUUUAUGAUGAGUGCAUCAACUCCCCACUCAGAAGAGAGAAGAACAUUGCUGAGUUUUUGGAAUGGGCCAAACCAUUCACCUCUAAAGUGAAACAGAUGCGACUGCACAAAGAGGACUUUGAGAUCCUGAAGGUCAUUGGUCGAGGAGCUUUUGGCGAGGUAGCAGUUGUAAAGGUGAAAAGUUCAGACAAGGUGUUUGCCAUGAAGAUCCUCAACAAGUGGGAGAUGCUGAAAAGAGCAGAGACAGCUUGUUUCCGGGAGGAGCGGGAUGUGCUGGUGAACGGGGACUGUCAGUGGAUCACCAGACUGCACUAUGCCUUUCAGGAUGACAACUUCCUGUACCUGGUGAUGGACUACUACGUGGGUGGUGACCUCUUGACUCUUCUCAGCAAGUUUGAGGACCGUUUGCCAGAGGACAUGGCCAGAUUCUACCUGGCUGAGAUGGUUCUGGCGAUAGAUUCUGUGCAUCAGCUCCACUAUGUCCACAGAGACAUCAAGCCAGAUAACAUUCUGCUGGAUGUGAAUGGACACAUUCGGCUCGCAGAUUUUGGCUCCUGUCUUAAACUCACGGAGGAUGGAACGAUAGCUCGGCAGGAUAUCCCCCCAACUUCUGACAAGAGCAGCGUGCAGUCAUCCGUCGCUGUGGGCACUCCAGACUACAUCUCUCCUGAGAUCCUGCAGGCCAUGGAGGACGGGAAAGGGAAAUAUGGGCCGGAAUGUGACUGGUGGUCACUGGGCGUCUGCAUGUAUGAGAUGCUGUACGGAGAAACUCCUUUCUAUGCAGAAUCCCUGGUGGAAACGUAUGGCAAGAUUAUGAACCACAAGGAACGGUUCCAGUUCCCUGCUCAUGUGACGGACGUCUCUGAAAAUGCCAAAGACCUGAUCCGCAGACUCAUCUGCUGCAGAGAGCACAGGCUGGGACAGAACGGCAUCGAGGACUUCAAGCAGCACCCCUUCUUUUCCGGCAUCGACUGGCAAAACAUCCGCAACUGUGACGCCCCAUACAUCCCUGAAGUCAGCAGCCCAUCUGACACCUCAAACUUUGACGUGGAUGACGACUGCCUCAAGAACACGGAGACAAUGCCGCCUCCUUCCCACACUGCCUUCUCAGGACACCAUCUCCCAUUUGUAGGAUUUACUUACACCAGCAGCUGUACUCUGUCAGACCGCGGUUGCCUGCGGGAGUCUGCGGCACCUGCACAAAUGGAUGUGUCUGUGCAGCGCGGCCUGGAGGACAGUCUGGCUACUGAGGCCUACGAACGGAGGAUCCGCCGUCUGGAGCAGGAGAAGCUCGAGCUCAGUCGCAAACUA
Molecule: messenger RNA, 2373 nt
Organism: Carassius auratus (goldfish)
Lineage: Eukaryota; Metazoa; Chordata; Actinopteri; Cypriniformes; Cyprinidae
Product: serine/threonine-protein kinase MRCK alpha-like
Exons: 11
Biological process (GO): actomyosin structure organization; peptidyl-threonine phosphorylation
Cellular component (GO): cytoplasm; actomyosin; cytoskeleton
Molecular function (GO): protein serine/threonine kinase activity; ATP binding
Source: RefSeq, a predicted model, not a curated record